AUGAAGUGGCUUCCCAUCGUUUCCGCGCUCGUCGCGCCUUCUCAGGCCGCCCUCCGAUUUGGAUGCUCGACCCUCACGAUCCAGCGUCUCGAUCCCCUCGUCGAGCCGGGCGCGGUCCCCUCGGCCCAUCUUCACCAGAUCGUGGGUGGAAAUGCCUUCAACGCCACCAUGGAGGGUGAUGUUGGUGAGAGGGGAACCUGCACGACUUGCACGUUCUCCGAGGACUUCUCCAACUACUGGACUGCCGUCAUGUUCUUCAAGCACCCCAACGGCACCUACCAGCGCGUCCCCAUCAUGCAGAACACUGCCUUGCCUAAUGGUAUCAACGGCGGUAUGACCGUGUACUACACGCAGCAGGACUUCUCUUCCAACGGAAACCAGAAGAUCACUGCUUUCCCUCCUGGCUUCCGCAUGGUCGUCGGCAACCCCGGUGUCAAGACGUUGGCCGAGCAGCAAGCCAACCAGGGCGCCCCUGGCCUCCGCUUCGUCUGCCUUCAGAACAAGGGAACCCGCUUCCCCGAACUCACCAACUUCCCCGAGAGGCCUUGUGUUGGUGGUAUCAUGACCGUCCACCACUUCCCUGCCUGCUGGGAUGGUAAGAACGUCGACAGCGCGGACCACAAGUCCCACAUGUACGAUACCCAGAGGGGAACUUUCGUCAACGCUGGUCCCUGCCCUGCCUCGCACCCCGUCCGCGUUCCUCAGGUCGCCUACGAGACGCUUUGGGAUACCACCCAAUUCAACGGCCUCUGGCCCGAGGGAAGCCCUAACCCCUUCACCCUCAGCUACGGCGAUGACGCCGGCUACGGAACCCACGCCGAUUAUCUCUUCGGCUGGAAGGGUGAUUCGCUCCAGCGCGCCAUGGACUCGAACUGCAUGUUCAACGCUUGCGAGAAUGGCCGUCCUCUCCUCUCGCAGGGCGUCAACGAUAUGAACAAGUGCAGCGUCGCCCAGCUUGUCAACGAGAACAUCGAUGGCUGGCUCACCGAGAUGCCCGGUCAGGGUAUGAUAAUGAACAAGAACAAAUAG
Molecule: messenger RNA, 1029 nt
Organism: Scedosporium apiospermum
Lineage: Eukaryota; Fungi; Ascomycota; Sordariomycetes; Microascales; Microascaceae
Exons: 4
Coding region: 1-1029 (342 amino acids)
Source: RefSeq, a predicted model, not a curated record